This is a messenger RNA of Neodiprion fabricii, 2728 nucleotides long. RefSeq names its product UDP-glycosyltransferase UGT5-like. Lineage: Eukaryota; Metazoa; Arthropoda; Insecta; Hymenoptera; Diprionidae. The record is from RefSeq and is a predicted model, not a curated record. The coding region runs from base 1340 to 2728 and encodes 462 amino acids. The transcript is spliced from 7 exons. Gene Ontology annotation, molecular function: UDP-glycosyltransferase activity.
AACCUCCCCGCUGAAUAGCGAAGAUGUAGACGUGCUGAAAGUUGCUCAGAACCUGACGAGCUGUGUGGACGGUACGUCGCACCGAUACAAUAAUUUAUAGUGAAAGAAAACGUCGCGUCAUUUGAUUGCGAUUGCACUGAUUCUGGUCGUGAGAUUUUUAAAUUAAUUAAAAAAUUAGAUACGCAGAUGCAGAUUGUUGCUUCUGUUAUCGGUAAUUAAUAAUGGUCCAUCAAAGUUAAGGUAUCACCUGUUUUAGCAACAUGUUGUUCUAAAUCAUUGACAAUGCUAUCUGUAGUUUUAAGUAAUGGCAUUUCUGCUCAUCACUGUUGUUGAGAAUCGAUUUUUUAUAAAGAAAUAAUUACAUUAUGAUCAAUGCAAUGCGUGUGUUCUCCCUCUCCCUAAACCUUCUCGUACCCAUCAAAUCCCAAGACAAUUUGUCCCAUGUAAUAAUAAAACAGAUAUCAACAAUACUACACUAAUACUCCUACCAACUACAACAUUGUAAAAAAUUUCGGUACAUAUCAUAUUAUCUUGUCCCAUAUUUGAAAUGGAUCAAAAACGAAUGAUUAUCAAGAAAUUUAUUUCAUAUCUUUACUAUUGUCUGUUCAGCGCAUCGGAAUAUAAAAUCUUUCAUGUACGAAGGAAGAGUCGACAGCACAGAGAAAGCAGUUCUUCGCACUGUUCCAAAGAUCGGAUUGCCCGUAAUGACUGAUCAGUACACACAAGCCCAUAAAAUCGUGUCCUCGAGUGUUAGGAAAAUGUUGGAAAUUCGCAAUGUCGUGUGCAAUGCGCUACCAGAGAAUACUGUGACAAGAGCAAUUCAGGUUGAAUAAAGAAAUGGCUAUCACAAACGUAUGGAUAAUGAUCUUUCACUAUCACCAAAAACUGAAUAACGAGUUCUUGUGCGCAGUCAUCCAUACUCCAUACCAAGCAAGCAAAUACCCUCGACAAAAUUCUGAGACUGUUCAUUAAACAAAAUGAAAUCAUGCGAUCGACUCACAAUUAGUUUUACGUAAUUACGCUGAUUUUUACACAGCGUCAUGUUCAUUACGAACUUCUAGCCAUCUCUACAAAAAAAGCAUGAAGAUCAGCCUAAUAAAUAACUGAAGAAAAAAUAUACUCAAACGUCUCAAGGCACGUGCACAACCAUGUGUAAAAUAUAUGUUAAUGAGACUCCGACAGAUAAAAUGUUGAAAAUGCCGUCUCAUGCUUCCUUAUAAGGUCGCGGUGGGAAGUGUACUUGAUUCGAUGUCGUUUAUCCGACCCAAUUAAACAGUGAGCUCCGGACUUCGAAACGUUACUCAGUGAACUGGGCUGUGAGUAAUUCUAAUUGACGAAAAUGUCACGUUGUUUUGUAUCCGCUGCACUGAUCCUAGUCGCAUGUGUUUUGCAUCAGGGAUAUGCAUCGAGAAUACUGGGAAUAUUUCCGACGCCGUCGUUCAGCCAUCAAGUCGUAUUCCGAGGGCUGACCAUGGCUUUGAGAGAACGCGGACACGAGCUUGUUGUUAUAACGACAGACCCAGUCAACGAUCCAACCCUACAGAACUACACGGAGAUAGAUGUGAACUUUUUAUACGAGUACUUCAAUGGAGAAGUCGAUUGGAUAGCAAGUCGAAAAAAAGAUACAUGGUUGGAAUUGAUCUAUAACUUGGUUCCGCGGUUAGUACUGAUAACUGAAAGAAUUUUCAGUCUCCCAGAAGUGAAAAAGUUGUUUUCAACCAACAGUGGGGAGAAGUUUGACUUGUUAUUACUUGAGAUGCUGUAUUGGCCUGCCUUUCUACCUCUCGCCAAACAAUUUGAUGUUCCGGUCAUAGGCAUGACAUCUUUAGGUUUGCCUCUUCAAAUACAGUAUGGCAUCGGCAAUCCUAUCAUGCCAUCUCAUCCAGCUCAUUGGGAUACCGAGAUAAAAGAGCUCGGGAGAUUGUCGUUUUGGCAAAGGCUGCAGAACUUUGUGCACGCGUGGAGAUUCGUGCACUUUUACAGAACCGAUUAUUUGCGAAAGCAGCAGGCAAUCGCGGAGAAACAUUUUGGACGCGGCAUCCCUGAUAUUGCAGACAUGGAAAAUAACGUUAGUUUGGUUUUCGUCAAUCAGCAAGCACCGAUUUCGUUUGUGAAACCAAAUAUACCCAAGAUCAUAGACAUCGGUGGAUUUCACGUCUCAAAGCAGAUUGAGCCGCUGUCGAAGCACCUUCAGAGAAUAUUGGAUGAAGCGACGCAAGGCUUCAUAUACAUGAGCCUUGGAACGAACGUCAGGAGCGUCAUGUUGAGUGAUGAAACUCGGGGAGAAUUUCUGGCAGCCUUUUCGAAACUACCCUACACCGUCAUUUGGAAAUUCGAAGAUGAUAUCCUCGUCGGCCAGCCAGAUAACGUAAUAAUCAUGAAGUGGGCUCCGCAGCAAUCCAUCUUAGCGCAUCCCAAUAUCAAAGCUUUCAUAUACCAAGGAGGACUUCAGAGCACAGAGGAGGCGAUUUCUCACGUUGUUCCUGUGAUCGGGUUGCCAGUAUUUGCCGAUCAGGAUACGCAAGUCAAUAAAAUGGUGUCCCUUGGCGUUGGAACAAAGUUAGAAAUCCUCACUGUGAACAGGACGGGUUUACUAGAAGCGAUUCAAUCCGUUGUGCUCGACGGCAGCUACAAGCAGCGAAUGUUGAAAUUGCGGGAUUUGAUCGAAGACAAGCCGAAAUCAGGAAAAGCGUCGUGUAAUUUCAAAAAUCCUUCGCAAGGCCCGUGA